Messenger RNA from Zea mays, 2508 nucleotides. RefSeq names its product cycloartenol synthase. Gene Ontology annotation, molecular function: intramolecular transferase activity. The record is from RefSeq and is marked validated. Gene Ontology annotation, cellular component: lipid droplet. Lineage: Eukaryota; Viridiplantae; Streptophyta; Magnoliopsida; Poales; Poaceae. Gene Ontology annotation, biological process: triterpenoid biosynthetic process.
AGUCGCUACUAGCUAGAUAGCCAUAUCACCAGCAUGUGGAGGCUGACGGUGGCCGAGGGCGGCGGCCCGUGGCUGCGCUCGACGAACGGCUUCGUGGGGCGGGCGGUGUGGGAGUUCGACCCUGACCUCGGUACGCCGGAGGAGCGCGACGAGGUAGAGAGGGUACGCCAGGAGUUCUCCGACCACCGCUUCCAGAGGAGAGAGUCGGCCGACCUCCUCAUGCGCAUGCAGUGCGCAAAGCAGAACAGAUCUCAACGUCGUGAUCUGCCACGCAUCAAGCUUGGGGAGGAUGAGCACGUCACUGAAGAAAUUGUACUGAGCUCCUUGAGGUCGGCUCUGGACCAGUUCUCUUCACUGCAAGCCAGCGAUGGGCACUGGCCUGGUGAUUUCAGCGGGAUUAUGUUCAUCAUGCCUGGUUUGAUAUUUGCCUUGUAUGUCACUGGAUCACUGAAUGUUGUCAUAUCACCAGAACAUCGGCAUGAGAUUUGCCGCUACAUCUACAACCACCAGAACGAAGAUGGUGGAUGGGGCACACUUAUCCUGGGUUCGAGCACCAUGUUUGGCACAUGCUCAAACUACAUCACCUUGAGGCUUCUCGGUGAGGAGCCAUACGCCAACAACAGUGUGUUGGCUAAAGGGCGUGCUUGGAUUCUAUCCCAUGGUGGUGCAACCUUGAUUCCUCAGUGGGGAAAAAUAUGGCUUUCGGUACUUGGAUUGUUUGAUUGGUCAGGAAAUAAUCCAAUUUUCCCUGAACUAUGGUCCAUUCCCCAGUUUCUUCCAUUUCAUCCAGGGAAAUUCUGGUGCUUUGCCCGUAUGGUAUAUCUACCAAUGGCUUAUCUUUAUGGCAAGAAAUUUGUUGGACCAAUUACACCAACUAUAUUGGCACUAAGAGAGGAAAUCUAUGACACUCCUUAUGGAAAGAUUGACUGGAGUGAUGCUCGUAGUAAAUGCGCAAAGGAGGACCUCAUCUGUCCACGCACACUGUUGCAGAAUGUUAUUUGGACUUCACUUUAUAGGUGUGUGGAACCAGUAUUGAGCAGUUGGCCUAUCAACAAGCUGAGAGAGAGAGCUCUGGGAAACAUCAUGGAGCAUAUCCAUUAUGAAGAUGAGAACACACAAUACCUAUGCAUAUGUCCUGUGAAUAAGGCUCUAAACAUGGUCUGCUGCUGGGUAGAAGAUCCAAAUUCAGAUGCAUUCAAGCGUCACCUUGCAAGGAUACCAGACUUCUUGUGGAUUUCAGAAGAUGGCAUGAAGGCACAGGUAUAUGAUGGCUGCCAGAGCUGGGAGACAUCAUUCAUAAUUCAAGCAUUUUGCGCUACAGAUCUUGUUAAUGACUAUGGUUCAACUCUUCAGAGAGCCUAUGAGUUUAUGAAAAAUUCACAGGUCAUGAGGAACCAUCCUGGUGACCAACGUUAUUGGCAUCGCCAUAGAUCGAAGGGUUCAUGGACACUUUCAUCUGCAGACAAUGGAUGGGCUGUAUCUGACACUACAGGAGAAGCACUUAAGGCUGUACUGUUGCUGUCAAAGAUCUCAAACAAAAACAACCUUGUUGGGGAUCCAAUAGAAAGAGAAAGGUUGCAUGACGCUAUUGAUUGCCUUCUAUCUUUUGCGAACAAAGAUGGCACCUUUUCUACAUAUGAGUGCAAAAGAACUUAUUCUUGGUUAGAGAUUCUAAGUCCUUGUGAGACUUUCCCAAACAUUGUUGUCGAUUACCCUUACCCAGAAUGCACUUCAUCAGUGCUCCAAGCUCUGAUAUUGUUCAAAGACUUAUAUCCUGGUUACCGCACAGAAGAGAUAGAAGCAUUAGUUAGAAGUGCAGCAACGUUUAUUGAGACCAAACAACAAGAAGACGGUUCAUGGUUAGGUAAUUGGGGUAUAUGUUUCACCUACGGGGCCUUCUUUUCGAUUAAAGGUUUAGUCGCUUCUGGAAGAACGUACAAGAACAGCCCUUGCAUACGGAAAGCAUGCCACUUCAUAUUGUCGAAGCAGCUCAGUACUGGUGGAUGGGGAGAAAGUCAUAUCGCUAUUGAAACUCAGGUGUAUGUAAAUCUCAAAGGUGACCGUGCUCACGCUGUGAAUACCGCCUGGGCAAUGCUCGCUUUAAUUUAUGCUGGACAGUUUGAACGAGAUCCAACGCCAUUACAUCGUGCUGCAAAGGAAUUGAUCAACAUGCAACUGGAGACAGGAGAGUUUCCUCAGCAAGAGCAUGUAGGAUGCUUCAACUGCAGCCUCUACUUCAAUUACCCAAGCUACCGCAACUUGUUCCCCAUCUGGGCUCUCGGUGAGUACCAUCGUGGCCUUCGUGCAAAGAAAGACAAUUGAGUCCGUGUGUGUAUAUAUAUAGUACGUAUAGCAUUGUGAGGAAUAAAACAGGUUGCGUCGGUGGUGAGUGCGCAAAAACAAGAUGUGCUUUUAUGUAGGUGUACCACAGUGUACAAUGUUGGUCGUUGUUAGACUGUAAGGCUAUCAUGACGUGUAUAUUGUAAUAUAUAUACUACGUGAUUGGUG